CAAGGAUAUACUGUUCACUCUCUGUGUUUUUAGCAGUAAGUGGCUGUUCGCUGUUUGGCUAGCUGCACUCAAAUGGGAAAAUCCAGCUGUUAGCCGUAAUGUUCGGGUUUGUAAACCACUUUAAUAAUGAGGACUGUGUGGAGGAGAGACUGUUUGAGCCAGAUGACAGCAGCGAUGUGGUCGGAGGGUGAAGAGGAGACCGUCACCCCCCUCACAUCUGGUUCCGACCACCCCUCACCUGCCUCAUGCCUGGCAGGAAUGUGGUCGGAGGAUGAGGGGCCGGUCAUGGUUGUUCCGACACCUCGCCGUCGCCGUCCCUCACCGCAAUCGGAAUCCAGUUCCUGCUCUGAAGAGCUGGACGUGACUAUGCGUCCAGCCUCUGCUCUGCCUUCGCCUGGUCCAGCCUCUGCUUCGCCUUCAACGUCGCCUGUGGCUGCCAUGCCACCGUCUGGUCCUGCCUUGUCUGAUCCUAUGCCCACCAAGCCUCGACCAGUACGCCCGAUGCUCUGUAGCCGUCGCCGUCUUCCACACGGCCGGCCUCCGGACCCGCUCUGUAGUCACCGCCGCCGUUGCCAUCCGCACAGUCGGCCCCCAGAACUGAACUGUUUUGCACUAUUGUGUUGCCAUCCUCUGGGUCGACCUCCCGAACUGUUUUUGAUUUGCUCCCUGUGCUCCGGUUUUUGUGGUUCUCUUGUUUUCGGGCUCGAUCCCUCCGUCCUGGGCCCCCACCGCCCGCCCUGGUCGGGUUGUUUUCUGUUUUCUGUUUCUAUUGGGCUGUCUGGAGCCAGCCCUUGAAGGGGGGGUACAGUCAUGGUCCUGGGUCAUUUUGACCCAGUGUUCUUGGUUUUCCUGUGGUUUUGUAUUUUGUUCUUUGUGUUCAUAGGAUUGUUUGGUUUGGUAUUUGGAUUCCCCCCGUGUCCGUGCUGGUAUUGUGGUGUUUGUUCUGGUACCGCGUUCCCAUCCUUUGUGUCCUGUAUUCUCCUCAUCCCCUCGUGUAUUCCUUCUUGUUCUCUGCCUCUCUCUGUGCUCCUCUCUGUGCUCCUCUCUGUGCUCCUCUCUGUGCUCUGUGUUGUGUUUAAGGUCCACAUCUUAGUGUCAGUAUUUUCAGUUUCGUGUCCUCCCCGCUCUGUCAAGGGUGAUUGUCCUCAGCUGUGUUCACCGUGUGUUCCCACUUCCCUCAUUACCUUCUGUGUAUUUAUGUCAGAGUAUCCCUUUGUUCCGUGUUGCGUCGUCCCUCUAGGUUGUGUGCAUUCCCUCGUGUCUUCCCAGUGCCUCAGCUCUAGUUUCUCCCAGUAUAGUUUGUAUGACUUAUGUUCCUAUUAAUAAAGACCUGCCUUUUGAGUUAUCCCCGCGUGUCUUGAGCCGU
Molecule: messenger RNA, 1366 nt
Organism: Oreochromis niloticus (Nile tilapia)
Lineage: Eukaryota; Metazoa; Chordata; Actinopteri; Cichliformes; Cichlidae
Product: lysine-rich arabinogalactan protein 19-like
Exons: 3
Coding region: 127-795 (222 amino acids)
Source: RefSeq, a predicted model, not a curated record